Molecule: messenger RNA, 1143 nt
Organism: Chenopodium quinoa (quinoa)
Lineage: Eukaryota; Viridiplantae; Streptophyta; Magnoliopsida; Caryophyllales; Amaranthaceae
Product: protein LURP-one-related 12-like
Exons: 2
Coding region: 377-1036 (219 amino acids)
Source: RefSeq, a predicted model, not a curated record
AAAAUCGAAGAGAGUAAUGUUUUUAGUGCGGCUAAAUAACAACGUACUUAAUUAAUACUAGUACAUUCCAUUAAAACGACCGACUUCCUUGACUUCCUAUAAGACUCCAACCCCAUACCACAACCCUCACAACAACGACUAGUAGGCCAAAUUAAGCUAAGGCCCAAAGUGAUAAGAUUGAUUGAAGAUUCAUUUAUAGCAAAAGCCACACCAUUUCAACCACCUCAACAAAGCAAAUUAAAUCCUUCUUUAAUUCCUUAAACAAUAACUACAACAAUAUAUACUUCUAGUAGCUACUAUUAUUGUUCAUUAUUUCUUCUUAUUAAGUUAUUAGACUUUGUAGUAUAGUAAAAGAUUCACAAAAAAAAAAUAAAAAAUGUGCGAUUAUAAUGAAGUGAAGAAAGAGGUGGUGGUGGAAGAAAGAUAUUGUUAUGAGGAAGAAGUAGAGUUAACCGUGCACAAAACUUCAAUGUUUAACCAAGGAGAUGGGUUCAUAGUGUAUGACUCGAAGGGUGAUAUCGUCUUUCGAGUUGAUACGUGCUCUCCGACUAAGAAUCGCCUCCUUCUUAUGGAUACCUUUGGCAAGCCCCUCCUCACUCUCCUCCCUAAGAGGCCUACACUUCAUCAUAGGUGGGAAGGAUUCUUGGGAGAGAAAUCCAACGAUCAACAACAACUACAACCAAUUUUCAACAUAUGGAAGUCAACCUUAAUCGGACGGUCGAGCUUAAACGUGGAAAUCAACGGUGGAUCUCAUGCAAAAUACCAAAUUGAGGGAUGUUUCAGUGAGAGAAGUUGCACCAUAUAUCAUGUAACAUCAUCAGAUCAUGGUGAUGCAUUGACAGAAUCAGUGGCUACGAUUAAACGUAAAGUGGAGCCCACAAGAAAAAUAGUGUUAGGAAGAGAUGUUUUUAGUCUUGUUCUUAAGGCUGGUUAUGAUGCUGCUUUUGUUAUGGGCUUAGUUUUGGCACUUGAUAGAAUUGAUGGUGAUGAUGUUGUUGCUCCCAUUGAAUGUCACAAUAAGGACAUUGAUGCAUAGGAUUGGUAAAAUUGUUUGUUACUCCGUUGAGGAAAUUUUAUUUUUCCAUCGGAUGCACAUGUGAAAAUCUUAUCAGUUUCAUUUACUAUUUUUUCAAUUUCAAUCAA